GCAUCUUGUCACUACUGCACUGCAUCGCACUUUGGCGGAUGAGGACAGCUGUUCCGCACAGCUCAUUCAACUUUCUUCAAUUAAGUACCUGUACGUUAGAUUCCCUCAGUUAAACAAGUACCACAGCUGCAAAGAAUAUACCCACCUUCAACAUGAGUCUUCAAGUCCCCUUAAGGACGAAAGCUGUGCCGAACACCAAGGCCGUCAUUCUGGUAGGCGGUCCUUCAAGAGGGACUCGCUUCAGACCUCUCUCGCUCGAUGUACCAAAACCACUUUUCGACGUCGCCGGUCACCCGAUCAUCGAGCACUGUCUGCGAGCCAUCGCGAAGGUCGAGCACAUCAAGGAGGUCUUCCUGAUUGGAUACUACGAGGAAUCCGUCUUCCGAGACUUCAUCAAGGAUGCUUCCCACUCGUUCCCGAACAUCACCGUGAAAUACCUGCGGGAAUACGAGUCGCUAGGCACCGCUGGAGGGCUCUAUCACUUCCGCGAUGCUAUCCUCAAGGGGAACCCUGCUCGCUUCUUCGUGUUGAACGCCGACGUGUGCUGCUCGUUCCCGCUCAAUGAGAUGCUCGGACUCUUCGAGGAGAAGGGUGCGGACGCCCUCAUCCUAGGAACUCGGGUGAGCAACGACACGGCGAAGAACUUCGGAUGCAUCGUGUCCGAUCCGCACACGAAGCGCGUGCUCCACUACGUGGAGAAGCCGGAAUCGCAUAUCUCCAACCUGAUCAACUGCGGCGUCUACCUCUUCUCGACUAACUGCAUCUUCCCCGCCGUCCACAACGCCAUCCAGCGGCGUACCGAGCGCCCCCGCCUCGUCUCCUACCCCUCCUCCGAGAACCUCGACAACUCCUACUACCAGGAGCUUGAAGACGGCGAGAAGUCCGACGUCCUCCGCCUCGAGCAGGACAUCCUCUCCGACCUCGCCGACCGCAACGCCUUCUUCGUUCUGGAAACCAAAGAUUUCUGGCGCCAGAUCAAGACCGCCGGCUCCGCUGUCCCCGCCAACGCCCUCUACCUCCAGAAAGCCUUCCAAUCCGGCUCUGAGGAACUCGCCCCCCCGUCCGCCAACAUCCUCCCGCCCGUCUUCAUCCACCCGUCUGCCCACGUCGACCCCACCGCCAAGCUCGGCCCGAACGUGUCCAUCGGACCCCGCGCGAACAUCGGUGCGGGCGUGCGCAUCAAGGAGUCGAUCGUCCUCGAGGACGUGGAGGUGAAGCAUGACGCGUGCAUUUUAUAUUCCAUCGUCGGGUGGAACAGCAAGGUGGGCGCGUGGGCGCGGGUGGAGGGCACGCCGACGCCGGUCACCAACCAUACGACGAGCAUUGUCAAGAACGGGGUCAAGGUGCAGGCCAUUACGAUUCUGGGGAAGGAGUGCACGAUCAAGGAUGAAGUGCGGGUGCAGAAUUGUGUUUGCUUGCCGUAUAAGGAGCUCAAACGCGACGUCUGCAACGAAGUCAUCAUGUGAGUACGGGAUCUCGGUCAGCCUUUGUCCGCCUUGAAUGUUUGAUGGCGACGGCAAAGUACCAUUACACUCAUACCCUGUUCAGAG
Molecule: messenger RNA, 1550 nt
Organism: Eremomyces bilateralis CBS 781.70
Lineage: Eukaryota; Fungi; Ascomycota; Dothideomycetes; Eremomycetales; Eremomycetaceae
Product: nucleotide-diphospho-sugar transferase
Exons: 4
Coding region: 153-1466 (437 amino acids)
Biological process (GO): biosynthetic process
Cellular component (GO): cytoplasm
Molecular function (GO): transferase activity
Source: RefSeq, a predicted model, not a curated record